This is a messenger RNA of Lethenteron reissneri (Far Eastern brook lamprey), 5210 nucleotides long. RefSeq names its product junction-mediating and -regulatory protein-like. Gene Ontology annotation, cellular component: cytoplasm. Gene Ontology annotation, molecular function: actin binding; Arp2/3 complex binding. The record is from RefSeq and is a predicted model, not a curated record. Lineage: Eukaryota; Metazoa; Chordata; Hyperoartia; Petromyzontiformes; Petromyzontidae. Gene Ontology annotation, biological process: Arp2/3 complex-mediated actin nucleation.
GCUUGAGACGUCAGGAGGAAAUGGCAGCGGCGCCCGCGGCUUUGGGCCGCACGCUCCGAUAGCGACAACAACAGCGAGAACAACAACAACAACAACAGUAACUACAACAGCAUAAACGACAACAACUGCGUGGUCAACAAGGCGAACAUCCACGACAACAAAGACAACAACUCCGUGAGCGACGGCAGCGGCGGCAAGAGCGACUGCACGACUUGACAAACGACAUCAACAACAAAAACAUCAACAUCGCCACACCACCAGCGACUAGAGCGACUAGAGCGACAACAGAGCCAGGCACCACGUCGACAGCGAAGGCACCAACCACCACCACCGCAUCAUCAUCAACAACAACAACAACAAAGAAGAGUGGUCACGCACCGGCCCGACGGGGCUGCCGCCGUGGUGGUGGUGGUGGUGGUCACCGCGGUCGUGGUUGUGCUCGAGGGGGAGGAGGUUGCGGCAGCCGUGGCGACCGCCAUGUGCGAGGCGGAGGAGCGCGCGGACAGCCUGGAGGGGUGGGUGGCCAUCCGCGCCGACGCCUUCAAGGAGGAGGCGCGGCGCCGCGUGGCCUUCAUGGUGGCGUGGAACGACGUGGAGCAGAAGGCGGCCAUCAGCUGCCACGACCGCACGGCCCAGCGGGAGCGGGCCCUGAGGGCGGCGCGGGGUGGCCCUGGGCAGCAGCAGCAGGUGGAGGUGGUGGUGGAGGUGGUGGAGGAGGUGGGAGACACGAGCUGGGCCGGCCUCUUCUCGUGCGAGGAGCUGCGCGGCCUCCACGUGCAGCUGAGCGCGCUGAGUCCCGCGCUCGAGGCCUGGGUCCCGGCCUUCCCCGAGUCGCCCUCGGGGGUGUGGGCGCUGCUGUUCCCGGCCCACGCCGGGCGGCUGCGCGACCCCGAGCGGGAGGCGCUCUGCUCGGCGCUGCAGCUCUACCUGGCGGCGGCUCUGGACGCGUGCGGCUGGACCGUGCUGCGGGAGCUCAUGUUCGGGCAGGACGACGAGCUGGAGCGAUACUACGAGAGCCUCAGCGACCUGCGGCGCGCGGGCCACGAGGCGGCCCUCACGCGGGCCAAGGCCGCGCUCAGGGCGACGUUUGAGCAGCACAAGCGCACGGAGCGCCUGGUGGACAUGCUGUGCGUGUACGCGGCGGAGGACGACGCGUACGAGCAGCUGGUCACCGCCGCCGCCGAGCUGCACCAGUACCUGCUGCAGCCCUUCCGCGACAUGCGCGAGCUCGCCAUGCUGCAGCGCCAGCUCAUCCGGAAGACGCUGGAUUCGGAGGAGCUGGGCCCCCGGCGUGUGCAGGAGCUGCAGCGCGAGGAGCAGGACUGGGCGCAGAAGGCGGAGCACGCGGUGCACGCUAUCCAGGACAUCACCGUGCAGUACUUCCACACCACCGUCAAGGCCCUCAAGGCCCUGCUGAGUCAGAUGGAGGCCGACGAGCGGCAGUUUGGGCAGGCGGCGUGGGGCACGGUGCAGCAGCGCCUCGAGCGCCUGCGCUUCCUCGUCGCCAAGGAGACGCUGCAGCUGAUGCGGGGACGCGAGAUGUGUCUCACACGCAAGCGGCAAGACAUCAAGCGUGAGAUGUCGGAGAUGACGGCGGGCGAGGACGCGCAGGAGCAGCUCGACGCGCUGGAGCGCAACUUCUACGGCGUGCAGCUGGAGCUGUACGCGGCGCAGCUGGAGAGCCUGCGCUGCGAGGAGCAGCUGCUCACCACCUCGCUCGACUCGCUCAAGCGGCAGAUCCGCGAGCGCGAGGACGAGGUGACGUACUUCGACGCGUACGAGAGCCUGGAGGACCUGGAGGCCUCCGUGCACUUCCGUGCCCAGCAGGCGGCGGGGGCGGCGGAGACGGCGCGGCUCCGCCAACAGGCGCUGCGGCUGCAGAGCAAGCGGGCGCGCAUAUCCUCUAAGCGCGCGUACCUGCGCAGCAAGCGGGAGACGUGCAUCGCUCGGCAAAGGCAGAAGGAGCAGGAGCAGGAGCAGCGCGACGAGCGCUACCGGCAGCACCACGCCGUGCACCUGAAGCGGGAGCAGCAUCGGGAGGGGAGGAGGAGGGAGAGCGAGCGAGUGCAGAGCGAGCGGCAGAAGACGCUGGAGCGGCUGCAGGCGUACCGCCAGAAACACCCACAGCAGAUGGUGCUGCGACCUCCACGCUACCAACCCCCGAGCACACGGCGCGGCGGCGGCGGCACCAUCAGCGCCGUGAGCAGCCGCUUCCCGUCGCUCCUGUCGCUCUGCUCCGUCUCCUCAUCCUCCUCGUCGCCAUCGUCGCGGCCGCAGCCGCUGCUCCACACCGAGACCCCCAAACCGUGGCAGGCGCCGGCACGCAAGCCCGAGCGGGGGGCCCGGGCCCCACGCGCCCCCCGCGACAUCCCCGUUCACAUCUUCUGCGCGGGGCCGCCCGCGGGAGGCGGUGCGGGGGCGGACGAAGCCGGAAGCGCACCGCGGGACGAGUCUCCUCUGCGGGACGAGUCUCCUCCACGGCCGCUCACGGCGCCGCCGCCGCCGCCUCCCGGCCCUCCCCCUCCGCCGCCCCCCCCUCCCCCGCCGCCGCCGCCCCCCCCGCCGUGCCCCCCCCCUCCCCCGCUGCCAUCGCCGGAUACGCCGGGCGCCGCCGGGACGAGCGGGCGCGCCGAGCGCGCCGAGCGCGUGGCCCGGAAGGAGGCGGCGGCGGCGCCGGUCGCCACGCUGCUGCUCGACACGGGGCUGCUGCGCGACGCGCGAAGCCGCCUGCGCAGCGCGGCACGCAGCAGCAACGGCGGGGACGGCAAUGCGGCCCCCACAGCGGAGCGCAGGGGCUCUCCCAUGGACGAGGUGCUGGCGUCGCUGAAACGCGGCGGCUUCCACCUGCGCAAGGUGGCGGAGCGGCAGGCAGCGCCCUGCGAGAGCGACGAGGGCGACGAGGACAGCCUCAUGGCGCAGAUCCGCCGCGGCGUGAAGCUCAAGAAGGUGGUGCCCGGUGGCACGGACGUCGACGGGCCCCGCACCUACCCCGACGCAGACCCCCUCACGCGGAGCAUCCGCCAGGCGAUGAUGAGGAUCAAGGAGGCGUCGCCCGACUCGGACGAGGAGGAGGAGGAAGAGGAAAACAUGACGAGCGGCGAGUGGGAGAGCUGAGCGUCGCCCGCCCCGGGGCCCGGCGCACCAACGUGGCCGCGCCCGUGGGGGGAGGGGGAGGAGAGGGCUCCGGUCGCCGUGCGGCCUGCGCGAGCCGGGAGCUGCCGGGGCCUCGGCCGGCGGGGUGCACGGCACCCGGCGGGCCACGGGGGGGGGGGGGGAGCGGCCCCGCAUGAGCCGCCGGCACCGCCCGUGCCGUACCACGAGGGAGUCGAAGCUCUUCACGACCCGAGUUGGUUGAACGAGACCGUCUAAUUAACACGUUGGGGCUCUCGGCAACGGGACCCAGUGGCGCUGCCCUCGUUCAACAUUUGUACUCCGUCUUUGUUUAUUUAAUUGAGCAUUUUAUGAUUUUUAUGCAAAAAAAAUCAGUAUUGUGUUUAUUUAUUGGCUGGGGGAGACUUGUAUCCUACUCCCCUAUGAUGCACCAGGGACCCGGGGUCAAACCCGGGUCCCUCACUGUGAGGCCUCGUCUGCACGACUCGCAACUCGAGCGCCUCGCAGUCGAAGCCGGCCGGGUUGGAUACCCGGUCCCAGGCUCUGGUUCCAGAAGGGGCUGCGGCGCAGCAGCACAUUCACUUUAAACGCCGUGGGAGUCGCGGCGCCGGCGCCGGCAUCCCUGGCGCCGCUACGGGCCGAGCAGGGAGCCCGGGGUGGGGGAAUCGAGACACGGGGGGGCGUGUGCACCCACCAUGGAGCGGACACCGGCGGGGAGGCUGCGGGAGCUGCCAUGGGGGGGGGGGGGAGAUUGGGAUGGUGCUUUUUGAGAAGUGACGAUUGCAAAGUAGGUUCUUGUUGGGUAAGGAGCAAUGGCACUUUUCUGCCAGGAGGUCUUCACCACAGGGAUCCCGGUGGCCCCUCCCGUGCCCCACACUCGCCCCUCCCGUGCCCCACACUCGCCCCUCCCGUGCCCCACACUCGCCCCACUCGCCCCUCUCGUGCCCCACACUUACCCCACACUCGCCCCUCCCGUGCCCCACACUCGCCCCACACUCGCCCCUCACGUGCCCCACACUCGCCCCUCCCGUGCCCCACACUCGCCCCUCCCGUGCCCCACACUCGCCCCACACUCGCCCCUCCCGUGGUGCUCAGCCUCCGCCUUCCCGUAGCUUGGGUCCCGCGAAGCGCCCCUCGUCCCCGCCGAGCGAUCAACACUACACGGGGCGUGCCGCUGUGCUUUUGAGUUUAACCUCCACGUGUUUUACAAACUCAUCUAGAUGACUGUACACGGUGUUAUUUAUAGGCGUCUGGCUUUUUAAACGGUUUUGUGUUAAUGAAGCCCCACUCGCCCCUUGCCCUGGGGAUCAGGUGACCUUGCGCAGUUACCCAGGUCACAGGAGUCUGGGGUCCAGUGACCCAGUUCAGUAGUGAAUUAGAAUCCAAGGUCCUGACCCAAUGACAUUGGAUCAAGGUUCUGGAGUCCAGUGACGUCCCUGGCUCUGGGUGCGGCGGCAUGAUCCCCAGCACCGACGGCGCCGCGCUCGUGACGAGCGGGGCGGUGCGUGGCGCCCUGAGCUACGUGGAGGUGGGGCCCCGUGUGGGAGGUGGAGCGUCUCCGCGCUGCACAAGGAGCAGCAAGUCACCGCUGCACCUAAAGCAGGAAAAUCAGCAGCAGGAGAAACAAAAGUUCCUGGAUUGGCAGCAGCAGGAGGAUGGGAGAUGGCUGUGAUUUAAGUUUGUCAGGCGGUCUCAUCCCCAGGACGCCGGCCCCUGCCCCAGCCCCCAACGAGCAGGGUUUGGGUUUUGACUCCAGGAUGAGGCCUCGUCUCUCCGAGUCGCUGGGAGUGGUGGUGAUGGGGAGCGCCCGGGUCUCCGAGUUGACCAAAACCUUGCUUCUGUCGGAAGCGGAAGUCACCCGUGUCCCCUGUUCCAGCCGAUUCGGGGGUCCGUGGAUUGGGGCUCGUUCAUGGCCUCCCGUAUCCAGACCAUACAGGAGAGAGGUCACAGAGACCAGAGAUUUCUCUCGUGGACACCCAGGGUUAAUUAAGCACAGGACUUGUAUAACUGACAUGUGUAAACCCAUUUACUCUCAACACUUUCCCCAUUUCCCCUGCCUAUGACCGACUGCCUCUGUAUAAAUAAAUACGCCCACUGUU